AUGCCAAGAGUAAGUUGUACCCCCAGCCGCAGUUCUCGCCACGUGCGCUCCCCUUCUUGUUCCCCACCCGCCGCUAGCCAGUCACCCGCCCCCAUCCGCGCCAAAAGAACUGGCAUGAAAGUACUUCACCCGUUCUCCAACGGGUGCCGGAUGUCCCGGUGCCAUUCGCAAUGUGCUACCAGGCCCCCGACGCAACACCACAUAGCAAGACCGUCCAGAAAACCACCGAAUCGUCCCUCUGAUGACCCCAGACCAGAACCGCCCGUGGCCUCACCCUAUGCCGCCCAGCAUCUCUCCCGCACUAAAUGCUCCUCAGACACCGGAUCAGAAGUGACUACCCCCCCAGCGGACGCUCCCAGGACAGUGCCGAAUGGCUGCAAAAUGCUACAAUGCGAUGCCCGCGUCCGAAAUGCUGGCGUGACCCCCGCCAGGGCCGGCUGUCGACAGAACGGUGUCCCUACCACCACUUAA
Messenger RNA from Knipowitschia caucasica, 471 nucleotides. The record is from the annotation of a GenBank genome assembly. Lineage: Eukaryota; Metazoa; Chordata; Actinopteri; Gobiiformes; Gobiidae.